AUGUUCUCCUGGAUUUUUUUCGCAUGGCUCUUGCAGAAUCACAAAGUUUCCUCUGAUACUGUUCAUGUCACCAAAAAUUUUAGUGCAUGUUACUACUUAAUUAGUGAAGAAUUUCACCAUGAAGAAGAUGUGAUGAUUGGUGCAUUUUUCCCUCUUCAUACUUUGUACACUGAAAAGAAAAAGCCACAUUCAACUAAGCCAUAUGUAUACUUGGACUAUUAUAUACAGUAUAACUUUAAGAACUACCAAUAUAUUUUGGCUCUGCUAUUUGCCAUUGAGGAGAUCAACAGGAAUCCAAAUAUAUUACCCAACAUAUCUCUUGGAUUUGAUUUCUACAAUAAUGAAUACACUGAAAGGAACAUUCUUAGGUUUACUUGUCGUUGGCUUACAGCCCAUGUAAAGAGAGCAAUGAUACCUAAUUACACUUGUAAAAGGAGAAAUGUCAUUGCUGCACUCACAGGAUCAUCAUGGAUAACAUCUGCCCAAAUUGGGACAUUGCUUCAACUCUUUAAAUUUCCACAGAUUACUUUUGGACCUUAUGAGCCAACCUUGAGUGACGAUGGUCAGUAUUCUUCUCUCUACCAGAUGGCCCCCAAGGACACUUCUCUUUCCCUUGCCAUUGUUUCUUUCAUGGUUCAUUUUAGUUGGUCUUGGAUUGGCCUCAUCAUCCCCGAUAACCACAAAGGAAAUAAAAUUCUAUCAGAAUUUAGGGAGGAGAUGGAGAGAAACAAAAUCUGCAUAGCCUUUUUAAAAAUGAUCCCAGCCACAUGGACCUCAUAUUUUACUAGAUUCUGGGAAAAUAUGGAUGAGACAAAUGUAAUAAUUAUUUAUGGUGACAUUGAUUCUUUAGAAAUUCUUAUGCAAAUUAUUGGGCAAAGGUUAUUGACAUGGAACAUCUGGAUCAUGAACAAUGAACCCCAUAUUAUUGAACUUAGUGAUUAUUUCAUGUUAGACUCAUUCCAUGGAAGUUUCAUUUUUAGACACAAUUAUAGAGACAACAUUGAGUUUACCAAAUUUAUUCAAAGAGUUAAUCCAUAUAAAUACCCUGAAGACAUUUAUCUUCCUAAGUUGUGGAAUUUCUUCUUCAAGUGUUCAUUUUCUGACAUUAAUUGUCAUGUUUUAGACAACUGUAAAACCAAUGCUUCUUUGGAUCUAUUACCCAGUUUCAUAUUUGAUGUUGUCAUGAGUGAAGAGAGCACAAACAUUUACAAUGGUGUAUAUGCUCUGGCUCACAGCCUCCAUCAGAUGAGACUUCAGCUACUUCAAAUGCAAGCAUUUGAAAAUGGAGAAGAGAUGGUGUUCUUUCCAUGGCAGCUAAACACAUUCCUGAAGGACAUUGAAGUGAAAGACAAAAGGAAUUUAGAUUGGAAACAGACAAUAGAUACAGAAUAUGACAUUCUUAACCUGUGGAAUUUACCAAAGGGUCUUGGAUUAAAAGUGAAAAUAGGAUCCUUUUCUGCAAAUGCUCCUCAGGGUCAACAGUUGUCUUUAUCUGAACAGAUAAUUCAAUGGCCAGAAAUAUUUUCAGAAGUCCCUCAGUCUGUGUGCAGUGAGAGUUGUAGGCCUGGAUUCAGGAAAGUAUCCCUGGAUGAUAAGGCCAUCUGCUGCUACAAGUGCACUCCUUGUGCCGACAAUGAGAUAUCUAAUGAGACAGAUGUAGACCAGUGUGUGAAGUGUCCAGAGAGUCAUUAUGCAAAUACAGAGAAGAGCAACUGCUUCCCAAAAUCUGUGAGCUUUCUGGCCUAUGAAGACCCCUUGGGGAUGGCUCUAGCCAGCAUAGCUUUGUGCUUAUCUGCACUCACUGUCUUUGUUAUUGGCAUCUUUGUGAAAAACAGAGACACUCCUAUUGUCAAGGCCAAUAAUCGGACUCUAAGUUACAUUUUGCUCAUCACACUCACCUUUUGUUUCUUAUGUUCUUUGAACUUCAUUGGUCAGCCCAACACAGCUGCCUGCAUCCUUCAGCAGACCACCUUUGCAGUUGCUUUCACUAUGGCUCUUGCCACUGUGUUGGCCAAAGCUAUUACUGUAGUCCUUGCCUUUAAGAUCAGUUUUCCAGGGAGAAUGUUAAGGUGGCUAAUGAUAUCAAGGGGUCCAAGAUACAUCAUUCCUAUCUGCACACUGAUCCAGCUUCUUCUUUGUGGAAUAUGGAUGGCAACUUCUCCACCAUUCAUUGACCAAGAUGUUAAUACUGAAGAUGGAUACAUCAUCCUUUUGUGCAACAAGGGCUCAGCUGUUGCCUUCCAUUCAGUCCUGGGAUACCUCUGUUUCUUGGCCCUUGGGAGUUAUACCAUGGCCUUCUUGUCUAGAAAUUUGCCUGAUACAUUCAAUGAAUCCAAAUUUCUGUCAUUCAGUAUGCUGGUGUUCUUCUGUGUCUGGGUCACCUUUCUUCCUGUCUACCACAGCACUAAAGGGAAGGUUAUGGUAGCCAUGGAAGUAUUCUCAAUCUUGGCCUCCAGCACAGCACUCCUUGCCUUCAUAUUUGGUCCCAAAUGUUACAUUAUCUUGUUAAGACCAGAAAAGAAUUCAUUUAAUCAUAUCAGGAAGAAAACACAAUCUAGAAGGAAGAAAUCUCCUAAAAUGUAG
Molecule: messenger RNA, 2583 nt
Organism: Mus musculus (house mouse)
Lineage: Eukaryota; Metazoa; Chordata; Mammalia; Rodentia; Muridae
Gene: Vmn2r104
Product: vomeronasal 2, receptor 104
Exons: 6
Coding region: 1-2583 (860 amino acids)
Biological process (GO): G protein-coupled receptor signaling pathway
Cellular component (GO): membrane; plasma membrane
Molecular function (GO): G protein-coupled receptor activity
Source: RefSeq, marked inferred